UCAAUUAAUAGAAGUACGGUAAUGUAGUGAUUUAAGAAGCUACGAUGUAAAUUCAAUAAAGUAUCAUCGCGAAUCGUGGAUUUUCUAAUCUACAAAGUGGUGUUAAGUCGUCACGAAGGCUUGGUAAUUAUAAUAGCGGUAUAAUAAGGCAGGUGUUAAACAAACACGCGCAAUGCUGCUUUGCAUUUGCAAUGUGUUAUAGUGAAAUCGUUUGCAAACGGCGAUUGCAAAAUUCGCCUUCUCGAGAACGGCAACAAGAAUAGCACGAUAUUGACCCAGUACCAGGGUCACCGCGUUUUUGGAUACAUUUCAAAGGUCGAGCUCGCGAGACCAGAAAUAUUUGUUCGACGAUGGAUCAAUGUCGUGAACUUACUUGGUACGCUGAAUCUCACUCUUUUCGGAGCCUCGCGAUCCGGAUAAACUGUACGUUUUUCACACAAGUAACACUUCCGUUCGUAGAAAUGUGCAAAUGUCCUAAAUCUGCUCAUUUCGGUAAACGAAUAUUGUCCUAGCCGAUAGAAAAAUAACAAUUAAUGGAUGAACGUAUCUGUAAGAGGUUUGGACGCGACUGAUUACCUUCUGCAGUAGCCGCGAUCAGUUUUAUCCGCGCAAUAAUGUCAAAAUGUAAAUCGAUGCAUGGACGUGGGAAGAUGACUAACCUUGAUACGACGUACGGACUUGACGAGAAUCCCCCCGAUGAGUUUCUUGCCAAAAUGAUUAGUUAUAAUACUGGCGUGCUUCCGCUUUUGAGUCAUUCAAUCGAUUAAGCCAGAAGAUAUUUGGCCAGGUUCCUACGGUGCCUAAUCGAUAAAGCAUCGCAUUAUCUUUUUAUUUGAAUCAAUUGAUCAAUAUACUACGUAACGCAGAAUACAUUUGCUUGUGAUCUGAAAUAUCUACUUACUAAAGAAAUAGUAGAAAUAUUCUUUACACAGUACAGCUAGAAUUUAAUGCAUCCUGGAAAACACUGUGCAACCCUUUCUUUCGUAUUCUGCAGAAACCACACUCGCCAGACUGAAGUACUUCGAAAGACUUUGCAUUUUACAAAAUAGAGCAAUAAUUUUAGAAAUUCGUAAUUGAACCAUCCUCCCUAGAAUUUUCUUUACAACUUCGCAGCUGACGUAGAACCGUAAGGGUACUGGAACGCAUGUAGUUAAGCAAUUACGGAUCAAUAAAAUAUGAGUCGAAGAGCACGAUGCUAUGACAAAAAGAUACCGAUAAAAUCAACAGGCUGUUUCUCGAAAUGUUCGAGCAUUCUGUAGAAAUGAAGACGUCAAAGAACAAAGACUUCGCUUACGCGAUGACCCCGUUGAAGAUCCUGUCGUGGCUCGUGGGCACUUGGCCUCUUCAAGACUACAACGUAUUCUCCUUCGUGCGUUUCUUUUGUACAAUCUUCUUUCUGCUGUUAAUGCUGAUCACCAUACACGCGGAGUUAUAUUUGGAUCAUACCGAUGCCGACGAGAAUAUGGACGCUUUAAUAUUAAUUAUUUGUGGCAUCCUAGCGGUGUCGAAAGUAACGUAUUUCCGCAUUCAUUCCACAAGAUUAAUUUUCAAUUUCGUCUCGGCCGUGAAGGAUUACAACGAGCAGAACGAUGAAAAAAAACGAAGAAUCAUGCGACACCACGCUUACAUGAGCAGAGUAACGUUUAUCAGUUUGAUGCUUGCUGCUAAUGCCUGCUCGUUGAUCCUUACUACUCUACCUGUGCUAUCCAGAAACGAGGAUACGAUUAAUAUGACUUUAGCAGAUACAUUAAAAUAUCCUCUACCUUCAGAGAACAUUUUAACCCUGAUACAAUUGCCAGAAUAUCUGUACCUGCCAGUUUUCUUUACCGAGUACAUAAUCUUGUUGGUCAUCAGCGCGGGUAAUCUUGGCAGCGAUUUAUUGUUUUUUGGUAUCGUCUUUCAUCUGUGUGGUCAAGCGGAGAUACUGAAAAUGGAGUUUAACAAGAUGCUUGAUAUGAAUAGUGAAACUACCAAGCAAUUUCAUUCGUUGAUCAAAAGGCACGGUUACUUGUUAAAGCUGAGCGAGAUGUUGAACGAAACGAUCAGCUCAAUUUUGGUCGUACAAUUAUUAUCCAGUUGCAUACUUAUUUGUGCAUGUGAAUUUCAGUUUAUUCUCGCGCUGCAGGAAAAGAAUAUCGUGAUGGCGACGAGAUCAACCACCACAAUGAGUAUCUUAAUGAUACAAUUAUUUGCGUAUAGUUACGUGAGUAAUUACUUGCAGUACCAAAUGGACGGGAUUGGAUACUCUUCGUACAGCUGCAGCUGGUACAACCUUCCCAGAAAUGUGGCAAAAGAUAUUGUUUUUGUGAUACUAAAAGCUCAGAAACCGGUUCAACUGAAGGCUGGGAAAUUCGUAGCCGUCAAUCUGGAAACUUUCACGAGUAUUCUAAAAGCUUCGAUGUCCUGUCUCUCGGUACUUCGCAUAAUAAUGAACACUCAUUUUGCGAAAAUGACGACAACGAAGAACGAGGACUAUACUUACGCAAUGAAACCGCUAAAAAUUCUAUCAUGGACUACGGGCGUUUGGCCUAUGGAAGUUUGCAAUGUUUUUGCGUUUAUACGUUUCAUCUUUGCAAUCGCGAUUUUGUUAUUAAUGAUCCUGAUUCUGAGCAUAGAAGUGUAUUUAGACGGGAGCGAUGCCGAGGCGAAUUUGGAUAUUUUAAUGCUGACCAGCUGUGGUUUCUUAGCGAUAUCGAAAAUAGCGUGUUUCCGAAUUUACUCGGCAGAAUUGUUCUUCAAUUUCUCCUCGGCGCAGAAGGAUUACGACGAACUCGAUGAUGAAGAGAAACGAACGAUCGUGCGACGACACGCUUACUUGAGCAGAGUAGCCUUAAUUUCUCUAAUAUUAUCUUCGAAUUUCGGGGCAACUUUCAUCACCAUUUUACCCAUUAUGCUGGAAAUUGAGGAAGAACAAAACGUGACUACGGAAGAGAUAGUAAAAUACCCUAUUCCUUCGGCACAUGUUAUAGAACUGGUCAAGUUUCCAGAGAAUCUGCAAAUGAUCAUUUUCAUUACGGAAUUCUUGAUGUUGCUGAUUAUAAGCAUGGGAAACAUUGGCAACGAUGGAUUUUUCUUUGGUAUCGUGUUUCACCUGUGCGGUCAAGCGGAGGUGUUGAAGAUGGAAUUUAGCAGAAUGGUUGAUGAAAACGGAAAAACUGUGGAGAAUUUUCACCUGUUACUAAAGAGGCACAUCUAUUUAUUGAAACUGGGAGAGAUGCUAAGCGACACGAUCAGCGUGGUCUUAGCCAUACAGCUCUUAACUAGUUGCAUACUUAUUUGCACAUGUGGAUUUCAAUUUCUCCUCGCUUUACAAAGUGAAAAUAUCAUGUUGUCAGCGAAAACAUUAGUCGUAUUACACGUCUUGAUGACACAACUGUUCGCAUUUAGUUACGUGGGUGAUUACUUGAAGUGCCAAAUGGAUAGUAUCGGAUACGCUUUGUACAAGUGCUACUGGUACAUGCUUCCAUCGAACGUGGCUAAGAAUAUUACAUUUGUGAUAUUAAAAGCUCAGAAACCAGUGCACCUGGUAGCCGGGAAGUUCUUCAUCGUCAAUCUGGAGGGUUUCAUGAGCAUUCUGAAGACUUCGAUGUCGUAUUUGUCGGUACUCCGCGUAAUGAUAAACGUAUGAUUCUUCUGUGUUA
This is a messenger RNA of Osmia lignaria (orchard mason bee), 3641 nucleotides long. RefSeq lists its product as uncharacterized. NCBI's taxonomy places the organism in Eukaryota, Metazoa, Arthropoda, Insecta, Hymenoptera, Megachilidae. Gene Ontology annotation, cellular component: plasma membrane. The record is from RefSeq and is a predicted model, not a curated record. Gene Ontology annotation, biological process: detection of chemical stimulus involved in sensory perception of smell; sensory perception of smell. Gene Ontology annotation, molecular function: olfactory receptor activity; odorant binding.